AUAAAGAUUCCGGCCCUUUUAACAUUGUCCGGGGCACUUCCCAAAAAAACCAAGAGCCGCUGGACGGGGGUAUUGGGGUUGAACCAGCCGUUUGCAUUGGAGCGGCUCCUUCUUCCAAUCCCAAGCCUUCUACCUGCGCCAGACCACACAGCACAUAACUACUCAGUUCACGCCCACUUUAUACUGCAAACCACGCGGGUCCAGAGAAAAGGAAGAUAAUGGUUUUGUGGGUUUUUGGUUACGGGUCUCUAAUUUGGAAAUCAGGGUUCGAUUACAAGGAGCGCCUGGUCGGAUUUAUUAGAGGUUAUCGCAGAGUCUUUUAUCAAGGGAGUACAGACCAUAGGGGAACACCUUCCCAUCCGGGCAGAACAGUCACAUUGGAGCCCCAUGACGGGGAGCUCUGUUGGGGGGUCGCGUAUAAAGUUUCUGGAGAAGAGAAUGAACAAAUAGCUCUGUCGUAUCUUGAAGUAAGGGAAAAGCAGUAUGACGAUAAGGCCUAUCUUGAUUUCUAUACUGAUCCAUCAUCUUCGGUUCCUGCAGUCAGAGGAGUAUUAGUAUACAUUGCCUCGCCUGACAAGAGGCUCAAUAAGAACUAUCUAGGCCUAGCAUCUCUGGAGGAAAUAGCGAACCAAAUUAUUAGUUCCCAGGGCCCUUCUGGCCCCAACAGAGACUAUCUGUUUGAGCUGGAAAGCGCCCUCCUUCAGCUAGGAUGCAAAGAUGCCCAUGUCAUGGAUCUUGCGGCCAUUGUACGAGAAAUUCUCUCAAAGAAAGAAACAAAUUCAUGAUGAGCAUCUGCUGCAGGUAAUGGUCUAUAAUUGCAGAAUAUUUUUGCAUCUAUCAAGGUUUCCCUGAUUUUGGGAAAUGAGAGCUCAAUAUCAAGCAAUGAAAUGUGGGUUCUACAUUAUUUUACUAUUGAAAUUAUCAGUGAAUGUUAACCAAUAACUUCUCAUUUGGUUCAUGAUUCAAAUAUAACACAAGUGCAAUGGAUGCACCAUCUGCUUCUAUUGUGUUAUCAUGCACCUCAGUAUUUUCGGAGUGAUACAGACAUUUGAUUGCACAGUGCAUUGAUUGUCAAAAUCUAUUUCGACAAUGUUAAUUGACUUCUGCUUUAAGCAA
Amborella trichopoda is the source of this 1116-nucleotide messenger RNA. Its product is annotated as ChaC-like family protein. Gene Ontology annotation, cellular component: cytoplasm. Gene Ontology annotation, molecular function: glutathione specific gamma-glutamylcyclotransferase activity. The record is from RefSeq and is a predicted model, not a curated record. Gene Ontology annotation, biological process: glutathione catabolic process. Lineage: Eukaryota; Viridiplantae; Streptophyta; Magnoliopsida; Amborellales; Amborellaceae.